This is a messenger RNA of Fusarium odoratissimum NRRL 54006, 1711 nucleotides long. RefSeq names its product PTH2 family peptidyl-tRNA hydrolase. Lineage: Eukaryota; Fungi; Ascomycota; Sordariomycetes; Hypocreales; Nectriaceae. Gene Ontology annotation, cellular component: mitochondrion; cytosol. Bases 103 to 768 code for a protein of 221 amino acids. The record is from RefSeq and is a predicted model, not a curated record. The transcript is spliced from 2 exons. Gene Ontology annotation, molecular function: peptidyl-tRNA hydrolase activity.
CCCCACGUGAUGUAACCAACGUCAACCUAUUGCACUUGGCUCCAUCACCAAAACCACCGAAAACAGCCUCACAGCCUCUAAUCCUCCUCCUCACCCCCAACCAUGGCGAUGAACCCAGGCGAACAAACAGGAGUAAUUAUCUCCACAGCCGUCGUGGCCCUCCUCACCGGUUACGCUUUCGGUAUCUAUACUAUCCGAGGCUACCUCAUCCCACCCUCUCUGUUCGAGGAGCGCCGGCGCAACAUACACGAUCCUGUCGAGAGUGACGAAAGCGAUAUCGACGAGGAUGACACUGUUCUUGAUCAUGCUCCCAACUGGGCUAAUGGCGCUGACGCCGAUAAGAGGCAGGGUUUGAAGAAUGUUGAGAAGGAGAAGGAGCCUGUUCUGAGGGACAAUGGAGAGGAGUGCAAGCUUGUUCUUGUUGUGCGAACAGAUCUGGGCAUGACAAAGGGCAAAAUCGCUGCUCAAUGCUCCCACGCUACCCUCGCAUGCUACAAGGCCCUCUCCCGCGCCCCCUCCAACUCUCCCCUGUCUAAGAUCCUCAAGCGCUGGGAACGUCUCGGUCAGGCCAAGAUCGCCGUGCAAGUCAAGAGUCAGGAUGAGAUGCUCGAGCUUCGACGCAAGGCUCGGUCUCUUGGCAUCACAGCUGAGGUCAUCCAGGAUGCUGGACGAACACAAAUUGAGGCGGGUAGCAUGACGGUGCUGGGCGUUGGACCUGCGCCUAGAAGCCUUGUUGACCAGGUCACUGGUGGACUUAAGCUGCUGUAAAUGGUGAAGACUCGAAAAGAAUAGAAAGGAUUUUGGGGAUACACGAAGACACGCACGGGAUUACAAAUCGGGUCGGAUAGGUAAAAGUACUGCAAAAUAGACAUUCACGCGGGAAUUUGAUAGACAAACCCGCAUUUUUCACUCAAAAGAAGCAUAUUUUCUGUGAUAAAGGGUAUUAUUCGCAUUUGUACGUCCAAGUCUAUUACUCCUUUUUCGCAAAUCUCGCCAACGCCGGUCCCAGAUCCGCUUCCGCCUCGAGCUGCUUCUUGUCCUUCUUUGCCUGCUGCUCCUUCCAGAUCUCGUCCACCUGCAAUCUCUUGUCGUCGAUGAUGUUCUUCUUUCGCUGCUUGCGCAGAUACUUCUUGAGCGCGCCGUUCUUGCCUCUUGCUCGCUUGCGGAUCUCCUCGGCGAUAUCUGUGGCCGGGGUGUCGAGAUCCUUUUCUGCGCGGCGCUGCUUGUCGGAUCGCAGAUCCAGGUUUCCGAUGUAGUUGGGGUCGAGGGCGAUCAUGUCGGGCUGAAGCUUGUUCAGCAGACCCUUGACUUCGGAUUCUUGUCGUUGCUUGGCGGUCUCGAAGGGGUUGACUUCCAGUGCGUCGUAGUUGGCUUCACCAGCGCCAGGGACGAUGAUGGAAGAAAAGCCUGAAUCGUGACCGAGACCUAGAACAUCCUCGAAGGGGCACCAGCGCACACGCUCAAUGCGCUUGCCCUCACCACCCCAGGUCAUAUAAGGGCUUUGGACCUUUUCUUGAACAGGGGCAUUCUUAUCGAAAAGACCCUUCCAAAUGGUUGUUUGAGUACCCCAGCCAACAGCUGUCAAGCCAGUAUCUGAAAUCGCCAGUGAAGAAGCAGGCUGGCGUGUGAAGUAGUUGUUGACCUCUCGGAACAUUCUCAGAUCCCAGACUGCCAUCUUCUGAUCCUGACCAGCUGACACCAUGUAUCGACC